Messenger RNA from Protopolystoma xenopodis, 231 nucleotides. The record is from the annotation of a GenBank genome assembly. NCBI's taxonomy places the organism in Eukaryota, Metazoa, Platyhelminthes, Monogenea, Polystomatidea, Polystomatidae.
AUGCUCACCCGCAUUUUGGGCCGCAAAUGUAGAUCCAAUUUGCCACUUUCUGUCGGCAAUCUAUUCCAUCCAGACUCUAUCGAAGUCUCUCUCUUGUUCAUCUCGUGUCUUCCCCGCUCCUGUCUGGCUGUACCGAAGUGGUUUACUCUCGUUCUCCCAACUUGGUCGUGUAGUCAAGGCGUCUUCAUGAUCAUAAUCCAUCAGAAGGCCUCUGCCCUCGAGUUGUCUUGA